AUGGACCGGCAUGACGGCCACCACGGCCUGCAACCCGGCGACCGCGAGGAUGGCGCGGGCCUGGACAACGUGCCUUCUGUCGCACACAGGGUCCGCGCAGCGGCCGGUGGGGGAGGAGCAGUGCAAGGGGAACGUGGGGUGAACGUUGCGCUGGGUGCUGUGGGACCCACUCUGGAACAGGAGUUCGGCUCGAUCCGCUGUGGAGAAGGGGAGUGUUUGCGACAGUGCAUCUACCCUUUGGGCUCUAAGUCCCUCGCACACUUACUCUCUCCUGACCCGGAAGAUUGCCACACUCCAAAUAAGCCUCGCAAAAGGAAGGUCUCCGCAGCCAGCUGUGAAGACUCGCCUCCGCUAGCAGAUUCCAAAAGGGCUAAGCACCACAUCGUCACUGGUGGCGAGCGGCCCUUGAGCCGUGAACUCGGUGGAGAGGGUUCUGAUGGGGCCUCAUCGGGCUCACCUGCCUCACCACGAGGCGGCCCACAGGUUCCCGGCGGGACAGCUGACGCCGUGCAGCGUUUGCAGGCUGCCGUCGGUGACUCUGCGGGGGAGGAUGCUGCAGCUGACGUCUCUGGAACCAGGGGGACGGCCCCGGAAAGUGAAGGCCGCGCCUUGGAACUGGAGCUGCCAUCGGAGCGCAGCAGCCUGUCCUUUGGCCCGACUGCCUGUGUCCAGUGGAAGAACGCGUAUUCUCUCUGUUGGUUGGACUGUAUCCUGUCCACGCUGGUGCACUUGGAAGGGUUAAGAACCGCAGUGGCUAAGCUGGACUCUAAGGAGGAAUCCAUAUUCUGGCGGCUGCUCACAAAGUACGAGGAAGCCAAUGGGCUGCUGUCUGCCAGUCAGUUGGAUGGAGGAAGUUGGCUUGAAUGCGAUGACUUGAAAGGCCCGUGUGCUGAACGCCGCGAGAAACUGGAGGUUCCUGCCUCUGAGAUUCACAUUGUUAUCUGGGAAAGAAAGGCAUCUCCCGUGAUAGACGAAGCGGCUGCCAGCUUUCCACUUAGAAAGACGAACGAUCAGUGUGCUUCCGGCCGUCAGGAGCCAGUGUUCCCAGCACCGUGCUCUGUGGGCAGCACCCCCUCGGCAGCGGGGCCCCCGGUCACUCGGCCCCCUGACCCAGCUGCUCUUUCCACUGCUCUUCCCCAAGAAGCCACAGCUGUCAGGGAUUGCGUACUCCCAGACCCCCAAGCUUUGGGUGACAGUAAUGUUUUGCCUUUGACGCUUGAAGAAAUGCCAGUUGACCCUGGGGGUUUCCCACUGGAAGGAAAGCCUGUGACAGGAAACAACGGUGGUGUCGAAACAGACGCUUUGCCAUCGCAGGACCCACUCACGGAUGUUCUCAUGUCCCCUCCACGAACUGAGAAGCUCAUCCAAGGCCACGUUGCAGACGUCAGGUUUGCGUCUCAGGUCACCCAAGCAAGCAUGCCGGCAGCACAGCUGAACACGGGAGGUGCCCUCGUCACUGAACCUGCGAGUAGUGGUCGUGCUGCUGAUCUUACCCAGGGAGCACAGUCUGUGAAAACGGAGUCGACGCCUCAGUUAAGACCACUUCUGUCGCCAAAAACAGAGAGAUUAAAGCCAGAACAACACGCUAAAUCGCAGGUGCCUGAUUCGAAGAAAAAGCAAGCGGCCACCUGUUGGCCAGGCCCAGCCACUAGGUCGGCACCGGCCCCGGCCCCGUCUCUGACAGCAAACGAGAAGAAACCAUUUGUCGGAAGUUGGGUGAAAGGCCUGCUCAGCAAGGGGGCUUCUUUUAUGCCUCCUUGUGUCUCCGCUCACACGAGAAACAGCGUCGCUGACUUGCAGCCUUCGGCGAAGGGGGCAAAUAAUUUUGGUGGCUUUAAAACGAAAGGUGCUAACCACAGGGCUAACCGGGCAUCCAGGAAAUCACGGAAGAAUGCGAGUAAGCCGCCGCUGGUUCGUGAUCCCCCACCAAGUCGUGUGUCGUCAGACAGCCCGGCUUCUCGUCUGCUGGCUGACGGCAACGCCAUCUCGCAAGUUCUCAAGACGCGUGAGAACACCUCUCCCCGAGCUCCCCUCAGUGACGCUUCUCCUGGAGCCUGGAACGGUGUCCCCUCAGGGAGCCUCGGGGACUCAGUUGACGGCCAGGUUCAUCAGCUCCGACUGAAACUCCUUAAAAAACUCAAAGCAAAAAAGAGGAAGCUAGCCGCUCUCAUGGCUUCCCCCCAGCACGGAACGCUUCCGAGCGAAAACGGGGAAGACGCUUCCCACUGUGGCUCCCCCAGCGACAGUGAGUCCAUAGAGCACCUGUUACGGGAGCUGCAGCACCAGAUUGACAUCGCAGACGCCAGACGCGGGUGUGCUGCGGUCCCCGGCACGCCCCCGUGCGGCGGCCAGACUCAGGAAGACAUCCUGGCAGAACUGCUGUCCCCGGCAGCCGUGGUCCCCCCGGGGCUUUCAGAGCCCGGCGAAGCAGCCGACUUCCGGGAUUUAGAGGCGGGAGCCCCCCCGAGUCCAGCCCCUGCCCCCAGCGGGUUGAGCUCUGUUCCCCAGGACACACACCCGAGCUGGGAGCACGACUAUUGCAGUCCCACCAAGAAGAGCCAAGGUGAAGUUCAGGCCGACUCACCCACAGAUAGUUCCUGCCUUAGAACGUUGAGCUUGGAGAAUUCCAUCAAGACUGAUCUUUUCGAUGAAUUUUUUUCUACUUCCGCGUUGAAUUCCUUCACAAAUGAUUCAUUAGACUUACCUCAUUUUGAUGAGUAUCUGUUUGAGAGUUGCUGA
Messenger RNA from Orycteropus afer afer, 2739 nucleotides. It is a transcript of the gene USPL1, whose product is annotated as ubiquitin specific peptidase like 1. Gene Ontology annotation, biological process: Cajal body organization; protein desumoylation. The transcript is spliced from 4 exons. NCBI's taxonomy places the organism in Eukaryota, Metazoa, Chordata, Mammalia, Tubulidentata, Orycteropodidae. Bases 1 to 2739 code for a protein of 912 amino acids. Gene Ontology annotation, molecular function: SUMO binding. Gene Ontology annotation, cellular component: Cajal body. The record is from RefSeq and is a predicted model, not a curated record.